Molecule: messenger RNA, 2516 nt
Organism: Scophthalmus maximus (turbot)
Lineage: Eukaryota; Metazoa; Chordata; Actinopteri; Pleuronectiformes; Scophthalmidae
Gene: nup88
Product: nucleoporin 88
Exons: 1
Coding region: 7-2166 (719 amino acids)
Biological process (GO): ribosomal large subunit export from nucleus; mRNA export from nucleus; protein import into nucleus
Cellular component (GO): nuclear pore
Molecular function (GO): structural constituent of nuclear pore
Source: RefSeq, a predicted model, not a curated record
AUCAAAAUGGCGGCUUUCGGCGCGGAGCGCUGGGUGAACGACUUGCCAAACCAUACCAUUUUCAGAAGAAUAAGAGAGAAGUCGGAGUCCGAAAGCAACAGAAAUGAAGCGGGGAUCGCCAAGAAUCUCACGUUUUGCUUGGGCGGGGACUUCUUCGUGUGGGACGACGCAGACCGCUUGUUUUACACGGCCAACCUGAGACAGCUGAACUCGGACGAGAGUCGCGGCAGCGGGAACUGUCAGACGCUGCUGUGCAUCAACCCGCCUCUCUUCGAGGUGUGCCAGGUGCUGCUGAGUCCCACGCAGCACCACGUCGCGCUCGUCGGCCAGCGGGGCGUCUCUGUGCUGGAGCUGCCUCAGCGCUGGGGCAAGAGGUCCGAGUUCGAGGGCGGACGGAGCGAGGUCAACUGCAAGACCCUCCCGGUGGCGGAGCGCUUCUUCACCAGCUCGCAGUCGGUGAGCCUGCGGCAGGCGGCGUGGUACCCGAGCGAGACGGACGAGCCCCACCUGGCGCUCCUCACCUCCGACAACACCAUCAGGUUCUACGGCCUGAAGUCGCCCCAGACGCCGAGCAAAGUGUUGCCCGUGUCGCAGCCGGAAGACGACAGCGGCGCCCACCCUCCGGUCUGCUCCUACGCAGCGUCGCUGGGCGAGAUAGCGGUGGCGUUCGACUUCGGCCCGGUGUCGUCCCCUCCUCGGCAGCUGGCAGCUCAGCGCCCCAGAGACCAGCAGCUCUACCCCCUGUACAUCCUCUACGAAAACGGGGAGACCUAUGUGAGCUACACGAGCCAGGGGAACGGCAUGAGCCUGAGCAAACCUGUCGGCCCGCUCCCCAUGUAUCCGGCGGCGGAGGAUAACUAUGGUUACGACGCCUGCGCCAUCCUCUGCCUGCCAUGCGUGCCCAGCAUCCUGGUCAUCGCCACGGAAACGGGCACGCUGUAUCACUGCGUGGUGCUGGAGCCCGAGGAGGAGGAGGAGACGCGGGCGGUGGAGAAGUGGAUCCGGGGCGCGGAGGCGGUGCCGGCUCUCUACGUUUUUGAGUGCGUGGAGCUCGAGCUCACCCUCAAGGUGGCCACGGGGGAGGACGAGGAGCCCCAGGAGUUCGACUUCACCUGCCCCAUCCGACUGCACAGAGACCCCCUGUGUCAGCACAGGUACCACUGCACCCACGAGGCAGGGGUGCACAGCGUGGGGCUCGUCUGGGUCAACAAGCUGCAGAAGUUCCUCCAGUCCAACGAGGAGGAUAAGGACAGUCUCCAGGAGCUGGCUGCCGAGAAGCGCUGCAUCGUUGAGCACAUUCUUUGUACCCGGCCACUCCUGACCAGUCGGUCGGCUCCGGUGCGUGGCUUUUUGAUCGUGUCCGACCUGUCCCUGGGCGCCACCAUGAUCUGCAUCACCAGCACCUACGAGUGCAUCCUGUUGCCCCUGCUGAGCUCCAUUCGCCCCCCCUCGCCCCCCCUGCUCUGUUCCCACCCAGGCCCGGGCUCUGUGAGCUCCCCACUGCGCGGGCUGGCCAAUGACUCCUUCGAGCAGCACAUCCGCAACAUCCUGGCGCGCAGCUCCACCAACCCUCUUGUACUUAGGGCCGGGGACAAGGACACGUCACCGCCCCCACCAGAGUGUCUGCAGCUCCUCAGCAGAGCCACGCAGGUCUUCCGCGAGGAGUACAUCCUCAAGCAGGACAUGGCCCGCGAGGAGAUGCAGAGAAGAGUCAAACUCCUGACGGGCCAGAAGAACAAGCAGCUGGAAGAGCUGGCCUCGUGCCGGGAGGAGCGGAAGACUCUGAGAGAGGCAGCAGAGAGGUUGGCUGAUAAAUACGAGGACGCAAAGUAUCGCCAGGAAACCAUUAUGAACAGGGUGAAAAAAGUGCUGGGCAGUCUGCAGAGCCAACUGCCCAUACUGUCAAACAGUGAGAAGGAAAUGAAGAAGGAGCUGCAGACCAUCAGCGAUCAACUGAAGCACCUGGACAACUCCAUCAAGCAGGUGAACUUGAUGAUGGAGUACCAGAAGAAGCAGGUGGACAAGGACGCGUCUGCCGCCAGGAAACCUGUCUCACUCAACGCCCAGCAGAAGAAGGUGGUCCAGGACGUGCUCCGAGAGCAGGGGCAGCAGAUCGGUGACAUGAUGAAGCAGAUAAAAGACAUCAAAAACCACUUCAGCUUCUGAGCACCGCGGCCAUCACCAAGAAACAAACGGGGAAAUGUUUUGAAUGUUCUGUUGAGUUGAUGCAGUCCAGUUAUUAAAUCUGCCAUUCUGAUGAGAUCCGUGCUCUGUUUGAUAGAUACUUCAUGUACACAUAACUUUAUAACUUCAGCUUUUGUUGCUAUAUGUUUUUUUCUCAAUUGAAAUACAACCUUUUUACUGUCAAUAUCAAACAUGUCAAUGUUUCCAAAUGUUCAGGUUUGAGUCCUUGUACAGGCAGGUGACAUUUGGAAUAUUUUGAGCUAAGCUUACUGACAUAUUUUCAACAUGAUUUGGUGACCUUUUGGAUAAAUAAUAAAGUUGUCUUAAACUGA